AUGCCCGGCAUGUACGCUAUCCGGCCCUGCUCAAAAGCGAUCUCACUGUCCAAAAAGAAAGACUCGACUGGGCAACUCAUGCCAAAUAUCCUCCCAUGCCGUAUUCACCACGAUGGUCCAAUUAACUCGUGGGACCGGUAUUGGACAGUGAAAGACGAGAAAGAUAAUACACAAACGGCACAUUUUCGCGGACGCAAACUCCGAGGUCGGCGCGUCGCCCUUCCUGAUGGCUAUCGAGGUGUCAUCGCAACACACACAGACCGUGUGUUACCUGCAACCCAACGGGCAGACGAUGGCGGCGCCGAGGAAGCAGAGGCUGAGCCUGAGGAACCAGUGAAGAUUAUGGAAAUGCAGGGGACGUUUGAUGAGUUUGUCGUAUGGGGACAUGAGGCUCUUCCUGCAGCAGACGACACUUUUGUCAAGGGGGUGGAGGAGUGGCUGCAGUUUGCGGACGCGAUGCAUACAACUCCAACAUCAGCGGCGAAUGGAAAGGAAUCAGCUGCUUGA
Messenger RNA from Penicillium digitatum Pd1, 507 nucleotides. Its product is annotated as ribonuclease H2 subunit C. NCBI's taxonomy places the organism in Eukaryota, Fungi, Ascomycota, Eurotiomycetes, Eurotiales, Aspergillaceae. The record is from RefSeq and is a predicted model, not a curated record. Gene Ontology annotation, biological process: RNA catabolic process. Gene Ontology annotation, cellular component: ribonuclease H2 complex.